AUGUCUGAAGAAUUCAGAGAUCUUUACUACCGCCAACCAUUUCACGAUGAUGAUCGGACUGGUGGCGAGAAUUCUUCUACGUAUACUCAGAAUCUGCGAAUGUUUGAUCAUUCUUCAUACGUGGGGUUUGGGGAGUUUUUGCAUGGAUCCACUGAACAUAACACACUUGCAAGACCUUUCGGCGCCAUGACCUCGUCAACCUCCGUGGCACCGGUGAUGGACGGUGGAGGUGGAGAUCAUGUGGGUGGUAGUGUAACUCCAGCUACACCCAAUUCUUCCAUCUCAUCCUCCUCUACGGAGGCGGCCGGUGAUGAAGAUUCAAACAAGAGUAAGAAAGAGAAUCAACAGAAGGAGACUGUUGAAGAUGGAGAAAACAGCUCCAAGAAAAAGGCUAAGGCGAAGAAGAAAGGAGAGAAGAAGAAGCAACGGGAGCCUCGAUUUGCUUUCAUGACAAAGAGUGAGGUUGAUCAUUUAGAAGAUGGAUAUAGAUGGAGAAAAUAUGGACAGAAGGCUGUGAAGAAUAGCCCUUAUCCAAGAAGCUACUAUAGAUGCACAACUCAAAAAUGCUCCGUGAAGAAACGUGUUGAGAGAUCAUUUCAAGAUCCAUCAAUUGUAAUCACAACGUAUGACGGUCAACACAACCACCUUGUACCGGCAACAUCCAGAGGAAAUGCCGGAAUGUUUCCUCCUUGUUCUAUGCUAACACCAUCAAUACCACUGCAGGAAGGGACCAGUUUUCCUGCACAAUUGUUACAGCUUCAUCAAAUGAGUAAUGGUCAUCUCUACAAUUAUGGCAGUGUGAAUAAUGUCUAUGAUCAUCAAAAUUUAACUACACCGCAGCAGCCUCGACCUCAACUUCCUGAAUAUGGGCUUUUGCAAGAUAUGAUUCCCUCUUUUUUCCCCAAACAGGAGCCUUGA
Molecule: messenger RNA, 918 nt
Organism: Fraxinus pennsylvanica
Lineage: Eukaryota; Viridiplantae; Streptophyta; Magnoliopsida; Lamiales; Oleaceae
Source: the annotation of a GenBank genome assembly